Molecule: messenger RNA, 3934 nt
Organism: Notechis scutatus (mainland tiger snake)
Lineage: Eukaryota; Metazoa; Chordata; Lepidosauria; Squamata; Elapidae
Gene: SLC27A1
Product: solute carrier family 27 member 1
Biological process (GO): medium-chain fatty acid transport; long-chain fatty acid import into cell; long-chain fatty acid metabolic process
Cellular component (GO): endoplasmic reticulum membrane; plasma membrane; mitochondrial inner membrane
Molecular function (GO): long-chain fatty acid transmembrane transporter activity; oleoyl-CoA ligase activity
Source: RefSeq, a predicted model, not a curated record
GUUCUCCUUGCCUGAGGUCCUCCUCCAGUGGUUCGAAGGGGCACUUGUGGCCACAGCGGGAGGAGGAGGAGGAGAAGCGGUCUGGUGGUGAAGGGGAACGGAGGUGUAGGAAUUUCCCAGGGUGAAGGCUGUAGGCUCGAGAUUAGUGAGGAGCCAUUGAGGAACAUACUUUAUUGCUUCUUGAAUUCCAGCUUUUUUGAGAUCAGCCAAGAAUGCACACAAUUGGGGUUUGUACUGCUUCCCUUGGCUCACUGGGCCUCAUGCGAUUCUUUGGCAUGUCCUGGACAUGGAGUAUUGCAGCUGCUUUGGGCAUUUAUAUUGGCAGUGGUGGGUGGAACUUCCUCCGCAUCAUCUUCAAGACAGCCCUGAGAGAUUUACUAGGACUCUCGGUGCUUUUGCGGGUCAAAUAUGAACUGUAUCAUCACAGGAAAGCCAAAAGUAAUAUUCCCAAGCUAUUCCAGAAGACGGUCAGGAAACAUCCCGACAAAGUGGCCUUGAUUUAUGAAGCUACUGAUGACAAAUGGACAUUCCGGCAACUGGAUGAAUAUUCCAAUUGUGUGGCCAACUUCUUUUACCAGCAGGGCUUUCGUGAGGGUGAUGUAAUCGCUAUCUUUAUGGAGAGCCGACCAGAGUUUGUAGGCUUCUGGUUAGGGAUGGCCAAAGUGGGUAUUGAGGCAGCUCUCAUCAACUUCAACUUGCGACUUGACUCAUUGACUUACUGUGUGAAAACCUCAGGGGCAAAAGUCAUCAUCUUUGGUGGGGAACUAUCAGCAGCAAUCUCUGAAGUGAAUGGCAUCCUGGGGAAAAAUAUGACUAAGUUCUGUUCUGGAGAUUUUAGACCUGAAUCCUGCCCUCCAGAUACCAAGCACUUGGACCCUCUGCUGGCGCAGACAUCGAAAUCUCCUCCAACUCAUGUUUCAACCAAGGGAUUAGAUGAUCGGCUGUUCUAUAUUUACACCUCUGGAACAACUGGAAUGCCAAAAGCUGCCAUUGUGGUGCACAGUAGAUAUUACCGAAUUGCUGCUUUUGGUUAUUAUGCUUACAGAGUGACCACAGAUGACAUAAUCUAUAACUGCCUACCACUGUACCACUCAGCAGGGAACAUCAUGGGUAUUGGCCAGUGUGUGGUUCAUGGUCUGACGGUAGUGAUUAGGAGGAAAUUUUCUGCCAGUCGCUUCUGGGAUGACUGUGUGAAAUACAAGUGUACAAUCAUCCAAUAUAUUGGGGAGAUUUGCAGAUACCUGCUGAACCAACCAAAGCGGGAGGCAGAAAUGCAGCACCAGGUGUGGCUAGCUAUUGGAAAUGGCUUGAGGCCCACCAUUUGGGAAGACUUCACACAGCGAUUCCGAAUCAAACAGAUUGGGGAGUUCUAUGGAGCUACUGAGUGUAACUGUAGCAUUGCUAAUCUAGAUGGAAAGGUGGGAGCCUGUGGCUUCCAUAGCCGGAUUUUGCCAAAUGUAUAUCCUAUCCGCUUGGUGAAAGUUAAUGAGAAUACCAUGGAGCUAAUACGCGGCACAAAUGGAUUAUGUAUCUCCUGUCAGCCCGGAGAACCUGGACUUCUUGUAGGCAGGAUAAACCAAGAAGACCCUUUGCGGAGAUUUGAUGGCUAUGUCAAUCAGAAUGCAACUAAUAAGAAAAUAGCUUAUAAUGUCUUCCAGAAAGGAGAUCAAGCCUAUCUUUCAGGUGAUGUCCUAGUGAUGGAUGAUCUUGGCUAUAUGUACUUCAAAGACCGCAGUGGGGAUACAUUCCGUUGGCGUGGGGAGAAUGUUUCCACCACCGAAGUGGAAGGAAUCCUCAGCCAUAUUCUCAGCAAGACAGAUGUGGCAGUUUAUGGAGUAGAGGUACCAGGAGUGGAAGGCAAGGCUGGAAUGGCAGCUAUUGCUGACCCAGAAGCAAAACUGAAUCCUAACGUUCUAUUUUUGGAGAUACAGAAAGCAUUACCUCCAUAUGCACGGCCUAUCUUCCUCCGAUUUCUGCCAGAGGUUGAUACCACAGGCACUUUUAAGAUUCAGAAGACACGUUUACAAAGGGAAGGCUACAAUCCACACCAGAUGUCAGAUCGGUUAUACUUUUUGGAUGUAAAAGUUGGCAAGUACCUACCAAUAGAUGAGUGCAUUUUUGAGAGGAUCCAAACUGGAAAAAUUUCUCUUUGAUUGAAUUGGUGAGAUGACUCCUAAAAGGCCUGAUAUCGAAAGGUCUUGUUUUGGUAGAGAAAUAGACUUGAAUAAAUAAGCAGUGCAAGGUUUUAAUAUGCAACAGGGAAAAACUCCACUAUGGUGCGAGAGCAAGAUGGUUUCCUCCCCCCCCCCUUUUUUAAAAAGCACAUUAACCAUUUCUAGAGCACAGAGAAUAGCUCUUUUUGUAUUGUUCAGUUUUUAGAAAGGCCUUUUCUUCCUUAUAACCAUUGUGAUAGGGAAUUCCUUAUGAAAAGGGAAAUGGUUUCUGAUCUGCAUUAUUACAUGUUCAGUGUCCUGAGUAUUUCAGGGAUGACUAAACCCAUUGUAGCAAAACUGAUCAAAUUAUUUUCUUCUGUGUUAUUUGGCUAUAUUUCAUUGUGUUAAAGCAGAAAAUAAUUAUUUAGGAUAAAGCCUUCAGUUGCUUUAGAUUUUCCAGGUUCCAAACAUACAGAUUUAAAGUUCCUCCAAUUGUUUCUUUGUAGCUUUAUUUGUAGCUUUAAAGAUCUGACUGUCAAAAUGCAACAGUUUAUGUGUAGAAACUUGAUAUUGAAUAGAAAAUCCAGAAACAGGACUAAUAAGAUUAAAUAACAGUAUUAUUUUAAAACGAUAUAUACGUACAGUAUAUUGAAAAUAAGUUGGUUCGGAAACUCUGCUUGAAAAGUUAUUUUAAUGCUCUUUUAGCAGAAAGGUAUUGCGUACUUCAAAUUCCACUUACCCACAGCAAAUCAAUUGGCUGUUACAUACUACACCCAUGUGGGAAAAUAACUGAUAUAUGUUCUGUUAAUCUACUUUAAAUCAUCUUAUUUAAAACAAACAUUCAUUUGGGGGAAUGGGAUAUUUCAAACAAUUAUUUGACUGCUCCAGAAUCUUGAAAAAACACUUCCAUUAAGCCCUGAAACAAGUGGAUGUCUGAUGCUGUUCAGUCUUGCUAAUUUCUUGUGACCAACAUAGGAAGCCUGUCAGCUCAUCAAAGACCAUUUGCAACACAUUACUCACACUGAUCUUCCAGCAAUAUCUGAUGUGGACAUUCCUAACUUUGCUUCUUUUCAUUAGUGCCAUUUGGGUAGAUGGCAUUAAGAAUUUAAACAAAAGACGAUACAAAUGGACUGCUUGAAUUUUGAUUGACUGCCUGUCUGUUCAAAGAAGCUGUAAUUCUUGGGAUACAGUGAUAUGGAAAUAUUCUGUUACCAAUGUACAUACUACUGGCCUGCAAUAUGAUUGUGGACGAAAUGUUUCAGGUACCCUGAAUCACUUAAGAUCAAAUUAAUUUUCCUUGAGGAAAUUUUUAUCUGGCAAAAAUGGAAUUUCAUAUGAGUAUUUUACAAAGACAUAUAUAGAAUAAUGUUAUUUUGUAUUUCUGAGUACACCAAGUAUUGUAUUAGCCAGGCAAUUGAUAAAUAACAAUUCAGAAGCCAUGGGAGUCAACUGUUUCCUUUUUUUAAUGAUAAGACCCAGAAUGUGCCUUUUCCAACUUUUCUUCAGAACAAGUUAAAACAAGUUAACAAUUCUGUUAUGAAUAUAAGUUGUAUUAGUUCUUGCAUAAACAAACAUACCUACAGCUAACUGAAUUUGAUUUGGAGAAAAAGGUUUGUUUAAAAAAGCAAACAAAAUCUAACUUUGCUCCUGAUUUUAAGAAUCAUGCAUUGUCUAACUGAAUUUUUUGAAGCAAUGUUACAUUUUGUUAUUGGAGUCACUUUUGCCAAAAUAUAACAUUGACUUGAGAAAAACCUUAUAAGAAUAAAGAACUUUAAAAAACU